This is a messenger RNA of Paramecium sonneborni, 383 nucleotides long. The record is from the annotation of a GenBank genome assembly. Lineage: Eukaryota; Ciliophora; Oligohymenophorea; Peniculida; Parameciidae.
AUGAUAAAAGACUUAAAGAAAAAAGCAAACAAAAAAGCCUUGAAUUCUGACUAAUAAAAAAUUAUUAAAAAAUUUAUAUCUUCUGUAUAGGACAAAAAACUUAUAGAUGUGGGAAGCAAUUUCUUAUUAAGAUAAGAUCAUGUAAUUAUUUAUUAUUAUCUAUUUAGUUUUUAGAAUCAAUAGCAAUAAUUAAUUGGAAUUAGGAUCAUUAUUACUGGUUACCUGAUAAGUCAGAAGAUGUGUCCUAGUAGUUGAUGACAAAAAUUUAAUUGAUCUAAUAGUAUCUUUAAAUUGAAUUUCAAUUUGUUAAAAAUAUUAUAUAAUAACAAUGCACUUUUACUUAUGAUGAAAGGAUUAAAAUGACAUUACAUAGUUAAUUAUGA